CCUUCAUUAUCAUGACCUGGGUCGAAGUGAGAUGCAUAAGGCUCGUGAGGACUUCGUCAAGGCGAAGAUAAAACAACUGCAGCAAUAUUAUGCAGAGCUCGGAGACGAGACCGUUGUCUCCUACGAAGAAGAACAGACCAGUGAAACGGAAGACUUUAUACAGGAAUAUAAAAAACCUCAAUUGGAGAUGAGUGCGAGCCUGUUCAUAGCAACUGCCUUGGGUAUUACAGCCUUGGCAUUCACCGCGGCGCGUAUUAUCAUGAGACAGAGUUGUGUGUGAUGGGACUUCAGAACAAAUAUCUUCUUUCUUUUUUUUUUCCCCC
Messenger RNA from Aspergillus eucalypticola CBS 122712, 323 nucleotides. RefSeq lists its product as uncharacterized. The record is from RefSeq and is a predicted model, not a curated record. The coding region runs from base 32 to 280 and encodes 82 amino acids. The transcript is spliced from 2 exons. Lineage: Eukaryota; Fungi; Ascomycota; Eurotiomycetes; Eurotiales; Aspergillaceae.